Biomphalaria glabrata is the source of this 1001-nucleotide messenger RNA. Its product is annotated as splicing regulator SDE2-like. Bases 166 to 969 code for a protein of 267 amino acids. The record is from RefSeq and is a predicted model, not a curated record. Lineage: Eukaryota; Metazoa; Mollusca; Gastropoda; Planorbidae. Gene Ontology annotation, cellular component: nucleus. The transcript is spliced from 6 exons.
AACCUGGAUAUAAACGCAGAAUUCGUCUAUUAGUGUAGUGUGUAGAUCUAUAGAAUCUAGAUCGCUUAGACUCUAAUACAAGUUUAUUUUGUUUAAUAUUAGUUUAUAAUUAUAUCAAGCUGUGAUCUAUAUCUAGAGUCUAAUUAGAAUCUAGAUCUAGUGAAAAUGGCACCCAAUAUUAUUAUCUGCUCAUCUCAUAAAAAUGAUAAACUUCGAUUUACUUCAACUUCUGUGGAUAUUCUGGAUUUACGUUGUGUGGAUGAUUUGAUGCUCUGUGUAGUUACAGAGUUGAUCCAACGAUCAAGAUCUGAAACCGUUACCCAACAAGAAAUUGACUAUGUGAAAUCAUGUUUUUAUGUUUUAAAUAAUGGACAUAUAAUGACAAAGACAGAUCCUGUGAAGGAUGGGAACACAUACCACAUUGUACCACGUCUGCUGGGUGGUAAAGGAGGUUUUGGAUCCAUGUUGCGAGCUAUUGGGGCUCAGAUUGAGAAAACAACUAGCAGAGAAGCCUGUCGAGAUUUAAGUGGUCGGAGAAUGAGAGAUAUCAAUAAUGAGAAGAAGUUAAAGGAAUGGCUGGCCAAAGAAGCAGAAAGAGAACAAGAGAGAGAAGCUCGCAGACAAGAGCGUUUGGCAAAGCGUUUAGCUCCACAUCGUCACAAGUUUGAUGAUAAAGAAUACCAGGAGCAGAAGCAGAAAAUUCAGGAAGACCUGGAGGAAGCUCUCAGCACAGGAUUAAAAAGAAAACUGAAAGAAACUGCAGGAGGUGCCAGUUGUUCAAAGAAAUCAAAGGAGACUGUCUCCUGUAAAGCUGAAUGGCUUGGUGCUGACUUGGACUCUGAUAUAGACAGCACUGAUGGUGAGGCUCAUCCAGGAAAUGAUGAAGAAGAUGAACGACACACAUCUCACAGUUCUAGCAACAGAGACUCAGAGGAAAGCAAAACACUCAUACUGUCUGUUUUAAACUAAAUUUACUAAUAAAUUAAUGUAUAUACAUUUAA